AUGAUCCGGUGCUGCUUUUUGGUUCUUGUGGGCGCUGCGGUGGUGAGCGCCCAGUUCCCCCGAGAGUGUGUGACACCCGAAGCUCUUAGGAGCGGAACGUGUUGCCCGUCGCCCAAUGGACUCAACAACGACCCGUGCGGCGUCAGCACCGGGCGCGGACAGUGCGUUUUCAUUUCGGUGGACGCGAGCCCGCACGGCCCUCAGUAUCCGCACGAUGGACAGGACGAUCGGGAAUUAUGGCCCAUCCGUUUCUUCAACCGGACCUGUCAGUGUAACAACAACUUUGGCGGGUUUGACUGCGGCCGCUGCAAACACGGGUGGACUGGAUUCAACUGUGACCAGAAGGUUUCUGUCGGUAAGUGCGCAUGCUUGGUGGAAAUUUUGGAGACAGGUUAUGUAACGAAUGUAAUGAUGCAGAUUUGACUCAUUAGAGAGCAAAACAAGAGGUGCCAAUGCUAUUUCUGUCUUGUUUAGCUGCAAGACUCUUGUGCGUAAAGUUUUCGCUCUGGUUUUUAUCGCUUAAAUUAUUCAGUAAAAACUUUUUUAAAAUAAAUUUUCCAAAGUAAACUCGUUUAGUCAAUGAAAACAGCAUGAAAACAACUAAUUCAAAUCAGUAAAUAAGUGAGAUAGAAAUCUUUGGUAAAAGGGUCUUUGACUGCUGAAUUUAUUGACCAAAACCACCUGCUGAUCACAUUUCAUGUAUUUUUUUCACAGUCGUUAAAUUCUGAUCCCGAAUUAACGCAUGACUUAUUCACUAAUCCACUUUCCCUCUCUGCCAUAAUCCCCGCAGUAAGAAGAAACGUGAUGCUUCUCACCCCGGAGGAGAAGCGUGCUUUCUUGAACGCAUUGGACCAGGCCAAGAGCACAAUACACCCGGACAUUGUGAUCGCCACGCGGCACUAUCCGGAGAUCUUCGGGCCCGAUGGCAACACGAUGCAGUUCGAGAACAUCACCAUCUAUAAUUUCUUCGUGUGGACCCACUAUUACUCAGUCAGUAAGACGUUCCUGGGCGCGGGACAGCCCAGCUUCGGAGGGGUGGACUUCUCACACGAAGGGCCCGGUUUCCUGACUUGGCACAGGUACCACCUGCUGCAACUGGAGCGAGAUAUGCAGGUAAGGCACGCGCUUUUGACUGAAUCAGAUAUGGUGCUGACAGCUUGUUUGUUUAACCUAAUGUGUUUCCCCACGACUGUAUAAGCGUGGAAAUCACCAUUGACGAGACAAUUUCAUACUUUGAUAAGUGAGCAAGAUGCGAUUUCAUGGGUUUAUGUUCGAUUUGAUUCACUAUCUAUUAAUUACACACGAGUCAGAGGAGCUUUUAAACUUAACUUCCUUGCAGACUUGAAAGGACGCUCAUAAAUUCCACAUUGUUACGCACAGAAUCGGGCUUUUACGCACUCUUAACAGAGGGCCCAUUUUGAUAUCAUGAUCAUGAUGACCACAUGCCUCAGGUCCUCUUCCAACUAUAAAGGAAGCAUUGCUGCUUUGAAGCCUGGAAUUUUUUUUAGAGGUGCUUUAUUUGAGAGGAAAUAAUGGUGUGGAAAAAUACAUCUCUAAAGUGUAGAUACUCAGUCUGUUAUGUGCUUUGAUGUCUGGGUAGGGAUUCUUGGUCCUGAUCGGAUCUAAAAUAGUUUGGUUUUAGGAUUUGGUGACUUUAUGAGUACCUGCAAAGCUUUAUAAAAUACUGACUUAUAAAACCUUUGUAGUGGCAUGUACAAGUACCUUUAUCCUGUAUGAUUUUAGGGGACUUUAAAUAAUGAGUUUGCAGUAGAGAGCCAUACUUAAACUUUUGCAUCAGCUGUUUUAUUGGCGCAAUAAAAUGAAGGCUCAAGCAACUCGCCACCACAUUCACUAUUUCUCUUUUCAAACCAACCAGGAUAUGCUGCAAAACCCAUCAUUCGCCCUGCCUUACUGGAACUUUGCCAUUGGCGGAAACCAAUGUGACAUCUGCACAGAUGACCUGAUGGGAGCCAGGAGCAGCUUUGACAUAAAUUCUCUGAGUCCCAACUCCAUCUUCUCCCGCUGGAGGGUGAUCUGUGAGAGCGUAGAGGACUACGACACCCUGGGAACCAUCUGCAACAGUAAGGCGAUUGUUUAUUUAGCAUAGGAGAUGUUAUAGUGGCGGUAUAGCGAUUCCUUUUGUUUUAUUUAAAUGCAGCACAGUUAUUUUAGUCUGAAAUGGUUCCUUUUCCAGGCACCGAGACUAACCCCAUCAGAAGGAACCCAGCAGGAAAUGUUGACAGGCCGAUGGUACAGCGUCUCCCUGAGCCCAAGGAUGUGGAGGACUGCCUGCAGGUUACACCAUUUGACACACCACCCUACUACUCCACUUCCUCGGAGAGCUUCAGAAACGCAAUUGAAGGUGACUUAAAGACAUUUUUUCUUUUCUAUUUCUGGCGCAGUGUGACAGCCUUUUCUGACACAAUUUUCUCAUUGUUACCUGCAGGCUACAGCACCCCUCAGGGGAAAUAUGACCCUAUAGUGAGGACCCUCCACAACCUGGCCCAUCUGUUUCUGAACGGGACAGGAGGAACAACUCACCUCUCACCCAACGACCCCAUCUUUGUCCUUCUGCACGCCUUCACCGAUGCCAUAUUUGAUGAAUGGCUGAGGAGACACGCUCCAGGUGUUUCAGCAAAUUGUGUCUCUUUUCGUGUCUUUGAUGAUAAAUCCACUUCUCAAAGCAGACUAUACAGUCCAUGGUUAGCUCUUUGGCUAGCUUGUCUUAAAAAAACUCUAAUGUUAACAUAGUUAGCUUUAAGGCUAAUAUCAACUACUUAAACACCUUAAACCUUAGCUUACUUACUCUAUAUACCUCUUUGUUUCACUCCACCAAUGCUAUAAUAUUAAGCACAUUUGCUAACCCUAGCUAUCUCUACACAGAUAUGUCCGUGUUCCCUGGAGAAAUGGCCCCCAUCGGCCACAACAGGGGCUACAACAUGGUGCCUUUCUGGCCUCCUGUGACAAACGCUGAGAUGUUUGCGACCGCCCCUGACAAUCUUGGUUACUCUUACGAAGCUCAAUGGCCAAGUAUUACACUUUCUAACUUCUAUUUUGACUUUAUGUUUUUCCAAUUUUGUUGAACUAAGAUAACAAUCAUGUCUUUGAACUUCUCCAGGCCAAGCUUACACCCUGACCGAAAUCAUCACAAUGGCAAUAGUCGCCGCUCUCGUGGUUGUUGCCGUCAUUUUCGCCGCCACCACAUGUGCCUUGCGUGCAAGGUCUUACAAGAUGGAUGGCCACCAGCCCCUGCUUGGGGAUCAGUACCAGCGCUACGACGACAAAAACAGCCAAUCUGUUGUAUAA
This is a messenger RNA of Xyrichtys novacula (pearly razorfish), 3306 nucleotides long. Lineage: Eukaryota; Metazoa; Chordata; Actinopteri; Labriformes; Labridae. The record is from the annotation of a GenBank genome assembly.